AUAUAGUGAAAGCCUGUAUGACUACUACCCAAGGACAGGAAACAAGACCUCAUUUGUGCCUCUGAAACUCCACAUCUCUGUCCCUCCACCCAGAGGCAAGCAUUAUCCUAAUCUUCCUUGCCUUCUUUUGUGGUCUCAUCUCCUAGAGAUGCCCCUUGAAGAAGAGAGCUGUUGCUGCCCAUGUUUGCAUUGAGUAUGAGUGGGGUCACAUCACUCUCUGUGCCCAGCUUCUUUGGCUCCCCGUUAUAUCUGUUAGACCAACCGUGCAGCUGAAGUUUGCUCAUUUUAUUCCAUUUUUGGUUUAUAGGUACACAUACACGCCACUUAUUUAUGCAUUCCUCUGUUGAGGCAGAGCUGUGUUCUCCAGGUUUAAUGUUAUAAACAAUGUUGCUGUGAAUGUUUACAUGCAUGUUUCCGGGACCAACUGCUGGGUCACACAUUUUCAGUUUGACUAGAUACCAUCUCACUUUUUUCAGAGAUCGCUCCCAUCUACACUCCUGCCAGCAACAAAUCUUAAUGUUUUAUUGGAUGAAUAACUCAAUGACUAGAAAUUUGGCCACACCUGCCUCAUUUCCCCCGUGGCAUGCAAAUGUCCAUGCCAUAUUCUGCUUCGAGGACUCUAGAAGUCUCCGAGUGCUGUCCUCCUCCAAUAUCUCUUCCAGAUCUGUCUUACAACUUGAUUUCACCCCAAGGACUAGGGGACUGUCAUAGUGCCCUCUGUAACAGAUGAGGAAACUGAGGUCCAGAGCAGGAAUUUGAGAGGCUGGGUAACCUGGGGCCUUGGACUCCCUUUCUGGGGUCCCAUUGCUAGGAGACUUCCUGCAAUCCAGCCCACUUUGGGCAUCUCAGUUCCCUCCUUCUCUAGGCCCUCAGCCUCAUACAGCCCAAAUGAGAAUUCCCAAGGAAUGUGAGGACUAGGGGAGUGUGCGACCCCAGGAACAAAGUUGGGAGUGCUCUAAGAGAAGGCUGCUUCGGGCUGUGUGCACCCAAGCGAGAAGCCCUGAGCACCAGUGGCCCCACAGAGGCCAAACACACACAGCCUGAUCUGGGUUCAUUAUCCAGAUGGAAGCUCUUGUUCCCAAUGCCCUGACCCUUGGCACAGGCUCCUGGCAACAUCCCAUCUCACUGAUCUGUGCCCUCCUCCCAUCUGGGCACAAGAACCCUGUCUCUAAGAUUCAAUCGGGAUGAUGGACAAGGUUGUGCGCUCCUCAAGGGACCCUUGCAGUUCCUCCCCCAGAGCUAUUCCUGGCCUAGGCGCCUCCCUCUCCCUUCAGUCCCCCUGCCUGACCUGACCCCACAGCUGGGAACAUUUGCUUGGGGGUGGGGCAGCCCCCUGACUAUAUAAGACUGGACCUAGGUAGUCCCGGGCACCCUGGAAGCUCAGCUCCUCCAGUGCUAAUACCUGCACACUCCAGCUUGACCCUCCAGCAGGCACUGCAAUGACAGAACAAGCCACCUCGGAGGCCCCUGCCUGUGGUCUGGAGGAGACCGCCUCUGAAUCUGCACAUGUGCCCCCCACAGGGCCCUCUGGAGACACGGCAGCUCCACAGGCUCCUGGCGGGAAGCAGGCUCCCGGGGGAGAGCGGGCUUCUGAACCACAGGAGUCUGCCCCUCAGCCUCCUGAGCCCGAAGCGUCUGCAGCCCCCGCAGCCCCCACAGCCACUGACCCUGCACUUCCACGUGAAGAUGUCCCCAGUGCCCCGCUGCUGCUGGCCGUGGAGGAUGUGAGUGACAGCUCUGUGACUGUGAGCUGGGAGCCUCCAGAGAGCCUGGGGAGGCUGGGGCUCCAGGGCUAUGUGCUGGAACUCCGUCGAGAGGGAGCCUUGGACUGGGUGCCUGUGAAUGUCCGGCCCAUGAUGGUGACCCAGCUGACUGUGCGGAACCUGGCUGUAGGUGACAAGUUCUUCGUGCGCGUGGCUGCAGUGAGCUCUGCAGGGGCUGGCCCACCAGCGGUGCUGGAGCAGCUUGUCCACAUCCAGGAGACCAUCGAGGCCCCCAAGAUCCGUGUUCCCCGCCACCUUCGUCAGACCUACAUUCGCCAGGUGGGAGAGUCGAUUAACCUGCAAAUCCCCUUCCAGGGGAAUCCCAAGCCUCAGGUUUUGUGGACCCACAAUGGUCAUGCCCUGGACAGCCAGCGGGUGAGCGUGCGCACCGGGGACCAGGACUCCAUCCUCUUCAUCCGCUCAGCCCAGCGCUCCGACUCGGGCUGCUAUGAGCUCACUGUGCAGCUGAAAGGCCUGGAGGCCAAGGCAGCCGUCAACAUCCUGGUGAUUGAGAAACCUGGACCCCCCAGCAGCAUCAGACUGCUGGAUGUCUGGAGCUGCAACGCUGCCCUUGAGUGGACACCGCCCCAGGACACAGGCAACACAGAGCUCCUGGGCUACACAGUGCAGAAGGCAGACGAGAAGACGGGGCGAUGGUUCACGGUGCUGGAGCGCUACCACCCCACCACCUGCACCGUCUCCGACCUCAUCGUGGGUAACUCGUACUCCUUCCGAGUUUUCUCAGAGAACCUGUGUGGGCUCAGCGCCUCAGCAGCCGUCACCAAGGAGCUUGCCCACAUCGUAAAGACAGAUGUUGUUGCCAAACCCAAAAGCUUUGUUGAGCGAGACUUCUCAGAAGCGCCCUCCUUCACUCAGCCCCUGGCCGACCACACCUCCACCCCCGGCUACAGCACGCAGCUCUCCUGCAGCGUCAGAGCUUCACCCAAGCCCAAGAUCAUCUGGAUGAAAAACAAGAUGGACAUCCAGGGUAAUCCCAAAUACCGAGCUCUCUCUGAGCAAGGUGUCUGCACCCUAGAGAUCCGGAAACCCAGCCCCUUUGAUUCGGGAGUUUACACCUGCAAGGCCAUCAAUGUGCUGGGGGAGGCGUCUGUGGACUGCCGGCUGGAGGUGAAAGCCUCAGCCACACACUGAGGAGCCUCUGGUGGAAGCUGUGAAGAGGAGAAAGGUGCCUCAGGCCUGAGGGGUCAGGGUCACAAGGCCCAGAGUCGAGCGCCUCAGAGGCCCGAGAUCUUCACGUCAUAGUGACAGCUGAUGGCUUUGCUCCUUGGUACCUGCCUCGCCUCUGUCCCUCCACUGGGAGCGGGCCUAGCAGGCCCCUGGACAGGCUUCCUAGACACUAGGAGCCCUGGAAGGUGCAAAGAUCGGAGCCCUCCUGCAGAGUCAUAUGCUGGGUCGGAAGCACUUGAAUAAAGGUGUUUGGUGUUAUGGU
Molecule: messenger RNA, 3213 nt
Organism: Odocoileus virginianus texanus
Lineage: Eukaryota; Metazoa; Chordata; Mammalia; Artiodactyla; Cervidae
Source: RefSeq, a predicted model, not a curated record